Messenger RNA from Helianthus annuus (common sunflower), 492 nucleotides. Its product is annotated as 60S ribosomal protein L38. The record is from RefSeq and is a predicted model, not a curated record. Gene Ontology annotation, molecular function: structural constituent of ribosome. The coding region runs from base 115 to 324 and encodes 69 amino acids. Gene Ontology annotation, biological process: translation; protein-RNA complex assembly. The transcript has 3 exons. Lineage: Eukaryota; Viridiplantae; Streptophyta; Magnoliopsida; Asterales; Asteraceae. Gene Ontology annotation, cellular component: ribosome; cytosolic large ribosomal subunit.
ACACAAGACCUUUUGCCCAUUAGGUUUUAUUAGGUUUAUAAUAAAGCCCUUUGCUUGUUUUCUUUGCAGCAUUAGGGUUUCAGUUUCAUCUGCCGUCAUCUCUCUGUCUCCAAAAUGCCUAAGCAAAUUCACGAGAUUAAGGAUUUCCUUCUUACCGCAAGAAGGAAAGACGCCAGGUCAGUGAAAAUCAAGAGGAGCAAAGAUGUUGUGAAGUUCAAGGUCAGGUGCUCAAAGUACCUUUACACUUUGUGUGUCCAUGAUGCCGAGAAGGCCAACAAGUUGAAGCAAUCUCUCCCCCCAGGUUUGAGCGUACAAGACCUUUAAACGGUGAUUCUUUUUCGUGUUGGUUUUAAGUUUUGCUUUACUAAAAGGAUAUUUUGUUGGAAUUUAACUUCUGCAUUUUAAUGUUAUUGAUGUUCCAUUUUAGUUAAGCUUUGUAUGAACAUGUUGCAGUUUUGGUUAUGAGACUGUUUGCUUCUGAAACUAACUGUU